UCUUGAAAUAUGACUAAGGACAGAGACCAGUACCAGCACAGACAUUACCAAGUUGUGUGAUUAUGGAGAUGGUCUACCUGAGGCUGAAAAUGUAUCUAGUUUUUUGACAACGGCUAAAUAACCAUGGGGUCAAGUGGACUUGGAAAAGCAGCAACAUUAGAUGAACUGUUGAGCACUUGCAUUGAGAUGUUUGAUGACAAUGGAGAGCUGAAUAAUAGUUAUUUGCCAAGAAUAGUUCUACUGAUGCACCGAUGGUAUUUAUCUUCCACUGAAUUGGCAGAAAAACUUCUCUGCAUUUAUCGAGAGGCCAGUGGAGAAAGCUGUGAUGAAUUUCGGUUAAAGAUCUGCUACUUCAUGAGGUACUGGAUUCUCAAGUUUCCUGCAGAAUUUAAUUUGGACCUUGGUUUGAUCCGUAUGACUGAAGAGUUCCGGGAAGUAGCUAGUCAACUAGGGUAUGAAAAGCACAUCAGCCUCAUCGACAUAUCCAGCAUUCCUUCCUAUGACUGGAUGAGAAGAGUCACACAGAGGAAAAAAGUAUCCAAGAAGGGAAAAGCCUGUCUGCUGUUUGACCAUCUGGAGCCCAUUGAAUUGGCUGAGCACCUCACUUUUCUGGAGCAUAAAUCUUUUAGAAGGAUCUCAUUCACUGAUUACCAAAGCUAUGUCAUCCAUGGCUGCCUGGAGAAUAACCCAACCUUGGAGAGAUCUAUUGCUUUAUUUAAUGGAAUCUCUAAGUGGGUCCAGUUGAUGGUUCUUAGCAAACCAACCCCCCAGCAAAGGGCAGAAGUCAUUACAAAGUUUAUCAAUGUUGCCAAGAAGCUCCUCCAGCUCAAAAAUUUUAACACUCUAAUGGCAGUGGUGGGAGGCCUUAGUCAUAGCUCCAUUUCACGCCUCAAGGAGACCCAUUCUCAUCUUUCUUCAGAAGUUACAAAGAACUGGCAUGAGAUGACAGAGCUGGUCUCCUCCAACGGUAAUUACUGCUGCUACCGCAGGGCCUUUGCCGACUGUGAGGGCUUCAAGAUCCCCAUCCUCGGCGUGCACUUGAAAGACUUGAUAGCGGUCCAUGUCAUUUUCCCAGACUGGACGGAGGACAACAAAGUGAACAUUGUAAAAAUGCACCAGCUCUCUGUGACCCUGAGCGAACUGGUGUCCCUGCAGAAUGCCUCCCACCACUUAGAACCCAACAUGGAUCUGAUCAACCUACUCACGCUUUCUCUGGACCUCUACCACACAGAAGACGAUAUUUACAAACUGUCACUGGUGCUGGAGCCUAGAAAUUCUAAAUCGCCUACCUCCCCUACGACGCCCACCAAGCCCUUGGUGCCCCUGGACUGGGCUUCAGGAGUGGUGCCGAAGCCAGACCCCACAGUCAUCAACAAGCACAUAAGAAAAUUAGUCGAGUCUGUGUUUAGAAACUAUGACCAUGACCAUGAUGGGUACAUCUCCCAAGAGGACUUUGAAAGUAUAGCUGCCAAUUUUCCCUUUUUGGAUUCCUUCUGUGUGCUGGACAAAGAUCAGGAUGGCCUUAUUAGUAAAGAUGAAAUGAUGGCUUACUUCCUGCGAGCUAAGUCCCAGUUACACUGUAAAAUGGGACCGGGAUUUGUCCAUAAUUUUCAGGAGAUGACCUAUCUCAAGCCAACCUUCUGCGAACACUGUGCAGGAUUUCUCUGGGGCAUAAUCAAGCAAGGAUACAAAUGCAAAGACUGUGGAGCCAAUUGUCACAAACAGUGCAAAGACCUCCUGGUUCUGGCCUGUAGGAGAUUUGCUCGGGCGCCCUCCUUGGGCAGUAGUCAUGGGUCGCUGCCUGGAAGUCCCUCGUUGCCCCCAGUGCAGGAUGAGGUGUUCGAGUUCCCUGGCGUCACUGCUGGACACCGAGACCUGGACAGCAGAGCCAUCACGCUGGUUACAGGCUCUUCUCGCAAGAUCUCCGUGAGGCUGCAGCGGGCUACCACCAGCCAGGCUACCCAGACCGAACCUGUAUGGUCAGAGGCUGGCUGGGGGGACUCAGGGUCCCACACCUUCCCCAAAAUGAAAUCCAAGUUCCAUGACAAAGCAGCAAAGGACAAGGGUUUUGCCAAGUGGGAAAACGAGAAGCCCAGGGUGCAGGCUGGCGUGGAUGUGGUUGACCGGGGCACCGAGUUCGAGCCUGACCAGGAUGAAGCAGAUGUGGGUGAGACCAGACAGGACGGUGAGGAUGGCUGACUUCAGGCUGAGGACACUGCAGGCAAUAGUGUUGGCAUUUGGAAGGAGCAAGAUGAGAAAUUCUGAAGAACACUCCCAACUCAGGAACUUAUCUGAAAAGAUAUCUUGGACUUUUACUGCCUGGUGACACCAUGGGGUCUCCCUGAUUGGACUGUGGGACAGAGGAUUUACCCUAUGAACUAUUUAUUUCCUCCUCCCCAGGCCCUAGUCAGGUGUCACCAAGUCUGGGUGAUGUAGUUGGUAGAUUUCUCUGUAUCUUUCCCUAGAGCCAUUUAUAUAUGAGUGAAGUGAAAGCUUGUCUGCAUGUACUUGAUACUCAUUCUCUAAACUCUACUUUUUUGUGAGAAUAUUAUUUCGGUAUUUUGUAAACUUUGG
Messenger RNA from Odobenus rosmarus divergens (Pacific walrus), 2574 nucleotides. It is a transcript of the gene RASGRP3, whose product is annotated as RAS guanyl releasing protein 3 (calcium and DAG-regulated). Gene Ontology annotation, cellular component: plasma membrane. Gene Ontology annotation, biological process: positive regulation of GTPase activity; Ras protein signal transduction. The coding region runs from base 124 to 2199 and encodes 691 amino acids. Lineage: Eukaryota; Metazoa; Chordata; Mammalia; Carnivora; Odobenidae. The record is from RefSeq and is a predicted model, not a curated record. The transcript is spliced from 16 exons. Gene Ontology annotation, molecular function: calcium ion binding; guanyl-nucleotide exchange factor activity.